This is a messenger RNA of Adineta steineri, 1725 nucleotides long. The record is from the annotation of a GenBank genome assembly. NCBI's taxonomy places the organism in Eukaryota, Metazoa, Rotifera, Eurotatoria, Adinetida, Adinetidae.
AUGUUACGUAUAGUAUUAUUAUUUUUAAUCUUAUCCGUAUCAUUAUCUACAUCUUCAAUGUCAAUUAUUCGAAAAAAUCGUAUACGUCGACAAGCUGAUCCUCAGCAUUGUGAAGCUAUUACAGGUUUCGAUUGUAAAUGUAACCCUUAUCGUGUAACAUGUAGAAUUGAUCAUGAAUUACCAUCACCCAUAAAUAUUAUGGAAAAUGAAAAACACAAAUAUCCAUCUGUUGAAUUGAUUAUAGAAGCUUCACAUGAUAUUUAUGUUAAUGAACAUACAUUUGAACCGAUUAAAGAAUUAUAUAAAUCUGAUGGAAAUAAUUUCGAAUUUCGUAUUAAAUUCGAAAAAUUUACUGCACUUCAUCUAACAUCAUCUUCAAUAUUUAAUCGAGUAUUUCCAGAUAAUUUACCAUUGAAUGCACGAAAACAUUUAGCAUUAGAAAUUUAUAAUCCUGAAGUAGCACAACAUGAUAAUCCAAGUCUAUUUCAAAAUUUACAUGCAGAGUCAUUAGAAUUAUAUUCAUUGUAUCCAUUUCAUGGUACAUUUCAACAAUUAUUUAAGAAUGCCAAUAUAAAAUUUAUACGUUUAAGUGGUGGUGAUAUACGUUCGGAUGUUUCUGAAACAUUUACAGGCAAUAUCGCUCGUUUAGAAUUAGCUAAACAAGCUGGUGCAUUAUCAGUACAAAAUUUUCCUGUUUAUCCAGUACAUGAAUUAACUAUUAAUGCUUUUUAUAUAACUGAUUUUAAUAAUGAACAUCCACCAAAUUAUGGUAAUUUAGGUGAAUUACGUGUUCAUAGUCCAGAACGUAUACCAGCAAAUGCUUUUCGUCAAUUUCCUAAUAUACAUACUUUAUCUGUUCAAAGUGAUCGAGGUAUUGAUCCACAUGCACUUGAUGGUUUAACUCACUUAGAAAACUUAACAAUCAAAGAUUCACAACCAAAUUUAGAUCUUUUCAAUAGUUUACCAAAUCUUAAAGAAUUUAGAGCAAAUAUAGAAAAAUUAGAUGGAAAUACACAAUGUAAAUUAAUUGAAAAACUAGCUAGUGGACAAGUAGCUAUUCAUGCCCUACCAGAUGAUCGAGACUGUACAUGUGUAUCAGCUUAUUUGGAUACAGCUGUUGGGCGAUUACCAUGUAGUCCACAAGGUUGUGAAUAUUCAUCAUGUGCUGCAAUUAAAAAUAACUAUAAUGCAGAUACAAAUACAUUUAAUCCACCACCACCUAUCCGCCGUUCCGAUGGUACAGAUGCUUUACGUGAACGUGAACCACGAAUGUACACUGCACCCUAUCAAGUUACACCACAAGAUAAACAAAAACUACAAAACGCUAUUUCACCACCACAACCAGAACUAUCAGAAGAUUCAUAUGAGUACUCAUCAAAUGUAGACAACAGUCUGAUUGAGAAACCGUAUCCAGAUUCUUCAUCUAAAUAUGGAAAUCCAUGGGAUGAUUCAGUUUAUGAUUCAUCAUAUAAUGAAGCACAAGCAACAACGCAAAUAAUCUCACAAGAUAGCUCGGAACGGUAUCCGGCAGAGUCAUCUAGUGCAGAUAUUACACCAAUACCACCAAGGAAAGAAGUGAGUUUGAUACCGAUUAUAAUUAUAGGUGCAUCAAUGAUUGGUGCUCUCCUUAUUGGUUUAAUCAUUUUACUUUCACAUAAACGACGUGCUGAUGGUAGCAUCAAAAAAGAAUAUAGUCCAACAGCAACCACCGAACAAAAAGCAUAA